GUUUUAAUAAUCAAAAAUCAACCAGAAACAUUGUGGAACUUCUUCAAGAUCGUCGCUUUUCUAAUCUGACAUCUCUGAUCGAUCAAGCUGGUCUCAAGGAUUCCUUGUCGGGUGAAGGACCCUUCACAAUCUUUGCCCCCACAAAUAUGGCUUUUGAACGUCUUUCACCAGAUAUUUUAGAGAAGAUAACGUCGGACAACGAUGUUUUGAAACGCGUUUUAGAAUACCACGUGGUUAGCGGGAAAAAGUUGUCACGCGACUUCCGAAAUGGACAAGAAUUGAAGACUCUGCAGUCUAACGAGCCACCCCUUAUGAUAGGCUUACGUAAUAGAAGGUCUCCCACUGUGAACAAAGUACGAAUUGUUGAAAGAAACCUCCAAGGAAAGAAUGGAGUGAUCCAUACCAUAAAUCGCGUGCUUAUCCCUCCAUCUAUAGCCAAUGGAAAAGAAAGCCCCGAAGAACCUUAG
Limulus polyphemus (Atlantic horseshoe crab) is the source of this 467-nucleotide messenger RNA. RefSeq lists its product as uncharacterized. The transcript is spliced from 3 exons. The record is from RefSeq and is a predicted model, not a curated record. The annotation marks the transcript as partial. NCBI's taxonomy places the organism in Eukaryota, Metazoa, Arthropoda, Merostomata, Xiphosura, Limulidae.